Molecule: messenger RNA, 4700 nt
Organism: Gopherus flavomarginatus (Mexican gopher tortoise)
Lineage: Eukaryota; Metazoa; Chordata; Testudines; Testudinidae
Gene: TC2N
Product: tandem C2 domains, nuclear
Exons: 13
Coding region: 324-1793 (489 amino acids)
Cellular component (GO): nucleus
Source: RefSeq, a predicted model, not a curated record
UUUACCAGGGGAACCAGCUCCUAACAAGAGCGAUCAAUCACUAACCAAGGAGAACCGCUCCACUGAGGGAGGACAUCUGAGAUUUACAGCGAGCUGCGGCUGCAGGCUUGGAAACCAUCUCGCUGCCACCCCAGACUUGUCAGGCGUUAGGACCCAAAGAAAGGCUGCUGCAGCCGGUGUCAAGCAGAGCGCUGGGCAGUGGGCAAAGGCAUAAAAGAUCCAAUGGCUGGAAGUUUAAAGAUAGAAAAAUUUUCAACAGUGAAGGAUUGACUUCUGUGUUGGAGCAUUGUUCGUGUUUCACUUACACUGAAAUAUUAGAAGCUAUGGCAAAAGAAUGCCUAAAGAACUGCUGCAAAGGGUGUUUCUACGUGGAGAAGGAAAAGAAUGACUCUUCCAUGGAGAAGGAAUCUGAAGCUGCAGCUGAAAACAGGCAAAGCAUUGUGGAGAAACCUCCAUUGUCUUCUGUGUCAGUGAAGCGUCAAGUUGGCUGUUCUGAGGAUUAUCUCCUUGCGAAACUGCCAUCAGAUGGCAAGGAGGUCCCAUUUGUGCUCCCUCAGCUUAAACUAGCUUACGUACAACCCAAGAACCUUGGCAGUUUGUCGCACGUUGGGGAAAUUCAAGGAUCUGCCAGAGCCUUUGUUAGUGACAGGAAAGCAGAACUUUCCAAUAUAUACCAGCAAGGGCCCCAUGGUGACGUGGUGUAUAAUCCAUUCUAUAGGCAGCAGCGUAUGUCACCGGAUCUGACUAGGCGCUUCCCAGAAAAAUCAGAUGUGAGAUUAUAUGGAUCAGUUUGUGAUUUAAGGAGUAACACACUUCCUGGAUCAGCUGGCUUAAGCUGUUCGCUGUUUGAUCUCACAAAUCCACCCCAUCGUGUCAUCCAGAGAUAUGAUUCAGUCUCCAGUGUACCCAGUAGUACCUCCUCGAAGAAGGAUUCACAAGGCAGUAACAGGAGCCUGGAUACCAUUACAUUAUCAGGUGAUGAACGAGACUUUGGAAGAAUGAAUGUGAAACUGUGUUAUGCUCCUUCUGCAGAACAGAUCUGGAUCACAAUCUUGCAUUGCAAAGAUCUGAGCUGGCCUUCUAGUUAUGGAGGAAAUCCUUAUAUCUCUGUCAAAGGAAUUCUGAUGUUGCCUAAGCCAGUGCAGUUCAAAUCUUCAGCCAAAGAAGGUUCCAAUGACAUUGAAUUCAUGGAAACCUUUGUGUUUACUAUCAAAUUGAAAAUUCUGCAGACUGCAAGACUGGUGUUUAAAAUCCAAACUCAGACUCCCCGAAAGAAAACAAUUGGAGAGUGUGCCCUGCCGCUACGAGAGCUCAAUUCACAGGAAUCGGAUCAUUGGUUGGAUAUAAUGCCGCCUUCCAAAGUUUCAGUGUGCAAAGCAGAACUUCAAAUAGGAACCUGUUUUCAAGCAAUAAACAGCAGGAUUCAGUUACAGAUUCUUGAAGCCCAAAGCCUCCCAAGCUCAUCCACACCGCUCUCUUUAAAUUUCUUUGUGAAGGUUUCAAUGUUUAGUACAGAAGGGUUGAUUUAUAAGAAAAAGACUCGUCUAUUGAAAUCCACCAAUGGCCAAGUGAAGUGGGGAGAAACGAUGAUUUUUCCAGUUAGCCCGAAUGAACAAGGAAUUAAUUUUCUCAUCAAACUCUUCAGCAGGACCUCAGUGAGAAGAAAACACUUCCUGGGACAGGUCUGGCUAAGCUCUAACAGCAAUAGUAGUGAAGCAGCAGAUCAGUGGAGAGAUACAAUCACAAACCCCGAAAAGGUAGUCAUUAAAUGGCAUAACAUAAAUCCAUCCUGAAGAUGUCAGAGAUUAAUUCAGUACUGAUAUGGACUUGCUUCAAGAAACUCCUGCACUCUUAAAAUGAACUAAUACAGAUGAGAAGAGGGAAAAUACUGCUUACUUGAAUGUUUCAGGGAGUCUGGACUUGCAUCACAUAUUGUUAACUGGAAUAAGCCAAAAGGAAAAGGGAUCAGAGCUUUCACAGAGUACUGCUGGCAAAAUACUGGUAUGAUAACAGCUGGGAAUUAGUGAAACUGUACACUGAAGUAAAGCACCACCUUGAGAAGUGAACUGUUGUUGCUGUAGUUUUUCCAAGAAGGAUUAUAUAAUAUAAUGUUUAUGUAAAUGUAAAGCAUAUUUUAAAAGGGGUGUGUGGAAUUGAGCAUAUGCCCUUUUGCAUUUUAAACUUCUUUAUAGAAGGCUCGAAAGGGGAGUUGUGUGUAUUUUUGGUUUUGGUUUGUUUUUUUUUCCAAAAGGAUUUCUCUGAACUUUUUAAGUAACAAUAGAAACGCAGUUCUCAUCUUCCCUGGAAAUGUCUAUCGAUGACUGGAGAACUGGCCGGAUUAUAUCUUUGAUACCAAGCAAGUGAAAUCAGACUGCAAGGGAAAGUGUUGUUAUAAACAGCCUGAACAAACUAUUUUUUCUAAGUAACUCCUGAAUAAACAGGAGAAAAGAUGCAACAUCACAACACUUCCAUUAAGGGUUGAGAAUGUUCCCAUCCUCCUGAGACUUUCACAAAACCAGGGAAAUGAAGACAUAAUAUUCUUGAUAUUUCAAAGACAACACAAAAGCAGCAGAAUUUAAAAAAUAAACAAACCCCUUUUAGGCCACUUUUUUUUUCUACUUUUUUAAGUAAAAGAGGCAACAAACAUUGUUUUCCUUGCAGAUUCUGUAACAAUGUUGGUAUCAAGUCUCUGAAAGCAGAAACUUGAUUCUGAUUUUUUCCCCAUUGUUCUCUGUCAUGUGAAGCCUUUAGUUGGGCAGGCUCACAUUGACAUCAGUGGGAGUCUGCCCACAUAUAUACUUCCCUUUUGGGGCCCCUUCAUUAAGAUCAAGAGGGUCGCAUGAGUUUUGACUCCAUUUGAACAGAAUGAAAUGAACAUCUCUACAAAUAAGCAAACUUCAGGGGGUAGAGCCUCAGCUGUGGCCUUGGAGCACUUAGCACAGCUAAGGAGUGGGGAACACACAGGGAUCCUGGGGUCAUCCCAAGCAGUAGUCAGAGCCCAAAGACUGCUCUACCUUGUGCCAGCUGGCAGCAGCCACAAAGAGCCAUUCCAGCAGCCAGGGAUAGUGGUGGGGCACAGAUCCUCUUUUCUCCCAGCUGCCUCUGCUAUUUUGACACUGUGACGGGUUGGAUCACAGAAACCCUCUUGGGAGCUGCCACGCGAGGUGUCAAAACUACUUCUACCCCUGCCAGCUCAGGGCCCCAGCACCCUGUCUUGCUGAGCCAGACACUCCCAUCUGCUCCAACAAAGACCCAGGGUCUGAAUUACUUGCCCCAAAGCUGCAGGUUUACCUGAAAGCAGCCAACAGAAGUGUUCUUGUAUUUAACACUCAGAUGCCCAACUCCCAGUGGGGUCUAAACCCAAAUAAAUCUUAUAAAGGGUAAACUCAUAAAUUGUCCGCCCUCUAUAACACUGAUAGAGAGAGAUGCACAGUUGUUUGCUCCCCCAGGUAUUAAUACAUACUCUGAGUUAAUUAAUAAGUAAAAGGUGAUUUUAUUAAAUACAGAAAGUAGUAAGUGGUUCCAAGUAGUAACAGAUAGAACAAAGUAAGUCACCAAGCAAAAUAAAAUAAAAUGCAUAAAUCUAUGUCUAAUCAAACUGAAUACAGAUAAUCUCACCCUUAGAGAUGCUUCAGUAAGUUUUUUCCUCAGACAGGACACCUUCCAGGCCUGGGCCCAAUUCUUUCCUCUGGUACAGUUCUUGUUCCAGCUCAGGUGGUAGCUAUGGGAUUCUUCAUGAUGGCGCUCUCUCUCCUCUUUGUUCUGUUCCACGCCUUUAUAUAUCUUUUACAUAAGGCAGGAAUCCUUUGUCCCUCUGGGUUUCCACCCCCCCUCCCUACUGGAAAAGCACCAGAUUAAAGAUGGAUUCCAGUUCAUGUAACAUGAUCACAUGUCACUGUAAGACCCCAAGCUUUCAUUCCUCGCAGCCUGACUCACAGGAAGGCUUGCCUGCAAACAGAGCCAGCCAGUCAGUUGUCCUGGUUGAUGAGAGCCAUUAAGAUUCCAAACCACCAUUAAUGGCCCACACUUCGCAUAAUUACAAUAGGCCCUCAGAGUUAUAUUUCAUAUUUCUCGUUUCAGUAACAAGAGCAAUACCUUUAUACAAAUAGGAUGACCACAUUCAGUAGACAAUAAGUUUUGUAUUGAUACCUUACAAGAGACGUUUUGCAUAAGGCAUAUUCCAGUUACAUUAUAUUCACUCAUUAGCAUAUUUUUAUAAAACCAUAUAGACUGCAAUGUCACAGACACAGGGAGUGGAAUAGUGCUGCAAGAGUUACUAUGGCUACUUUGUGCUGCACAAGGAUCUCCCUAUGCAGGCGAGGUACUGCAGGGGCUGGAUCUGUUUGCUUUAGGGCUGCUUUAUGCUGGUGGAAUGGGGAAAAGUGGCCAGAGCAAAGGCUGGGAUUGGGGCCAGUAUUUGUGGAUAAAUUUCUGCAUUUGUAUUUUUUAAAACAUAAACCACUUCCUAUCUAAUCAAUGAUGUUGUAGUGUUUACUUACAUUUUUUGAAAGCCAGACUAACCUGUACUGUGGAACGAGCAAAUAUUUACUGAUAUAGAAGUGCUUCUAAAAUGUUCAUUAGAACACAGCACACUGUAGGACUUGGGUUUUAUUUCAGAGGUAGGCCAAAAGUGAGAGAGAAUUUUAAUACAGCUAUAGACUCUGAAGAAUAACUAUUUGAGGUUCAUCUUCAGUGCACAU